GUGGUCAUGGGAGCUCUGAUGGCCAGUGGGAAAGAGGUGCUCGGCCGAAUCCCAUCUGGAAAGCUGUUUGACUUUGAGGCCAUGACUACAGCCAGUCCUGAUCGCUUCAGUAAGACCGUCAAGAGUUGGAUGAACUUAAAGAGUUUGCCGAGUUGGUACCAGAACCUUCCACUGGUUUCAGAGACGUUCCAGUUAACGAGGACCAUGAUUGAAGUUCUCAACACAGACUCGUCUUCGCACUGUUCCAAGAAAUCCUGAACUUGAAAUACCAUCCAGUCAUUCAAAACACAAAGGGCCGUCUCUACUCAAGGCAUCUGUGCUCACAGUUUUCACUUUCACAUGGUUUUUACAUAUCAAAUAUCAGUACAGAUUCUCUUUGAUUUUAGCUUUUGUAUUUACACAAACAUGGAGAAGAGAGUUGACACUUUAUUCAAAUUUUAAAUCGAAUAUAAAUUUCUGAUGUCCUUUAUGACGUUAAAAAUUCAGCAAUUCCGAGCAUAAUCUGAGGUGGGGGAAAAAACAGCAGAGAAUGUAACGGAAUAUAAUUGGAAAUCUUUAUUAAAUUAUUAUUCACCAGUUGCUUUUCAUUCGUUUUUUUGGUUUUAGAAUUGAAUCGGCGGUGACUUGUUAGCAGAGAUGCCCUUUGAAGAGUUUAUUAAGCAAUAUUCUUCAGCUCGGAGUUUCUUUCUGAAUACUUGAACACAGUGGGGAAAUAUGUUUGCAGAUGUUUUUGUUCGUUUGAAAGACAGAAGUUGGUAAUAUUGCCAUGUUCACUGUCCACACUGGCUCUAUUUAAUGACUCGUCUGAAUAAUGUACGAUCAGAUUCUGGAGAUGUUCAUGUGAACACUGGAAAC
Sinocyclocheilus grahami is the source of this 855-nucleotide messenger RNA. RefSeq names its product tetratricopeptide repeat protein 13-like. Bases 7 to 258 code for a protein of 83 amino acids. NCBI's taxonomy places the organism in Eukaryota, Metazoa, Chordata, Actinopteri, Cypriniformes, Cyprinidae. The transcript is spliced from 3 exons. The record is from RefSeq and is a predicted model, not a curated record.